AUGACUUCUAGCUCAAAAACCUCGGCUAAGUCAGCCACCUUUGAAGUGGGGCCAAAUUAUGUAGACUUUAAAAUGCUGGGAGAAGGAGCCUACGGCGUUGUUUUUUCAGCCGUUGAUAAUCGGUCUGGCGAACGCGUUGCCAUAAAAAAAUCAACUCCAUUCGAACACCAAACCUUUUGUCAGAGAACAUACAGGGAGGUCAAAAUAUUACUCCGUUUCAAACACGAAAAUAUCAUUGAUAUAAGAGAUGUGAUACUCGUCGGAGACACACUGGAGACUAUGAAAGAUGUAUACAUUGUUCAAACGUGUAUGGACACUGAUUUGUAUCGGUUGCUGAAAAGUCAAGCCAUUUCAAAUGAUCACAUAUGUCUCAAAUACAUCCAUUCUGCUAAUGUCAUACACCGUGAUUUGAAACCAUCCAACCUGCUUAUUAAUGCUAAUUGCGACCUCAAAAUUUGCGAUUUUGGUCUAGCUCGACUGAACGACCCGAUGCACGACCACAACGGUAUGCUGACAGAGUAUGUGGCCACACGCUGGUACCGCGCGCCCGAGAUUAUGCUCAAUUCCAAGGGUUAUACGCACGCUAUCGAUGUCUGGUCGGUUGGAUGCAUCUUUGCCGAGAUGUUUGACCGCCAACCGCUCUUCCCCGGCAAGCACUAUGUCGAUCAGUUGACACUCAUUCUUCAAGUCUUAGGCUAUCCUGCGGAGGGUGACAGGGAGUGGAUCGUCAAUACCAAGGCUGCUAGCUUUGUGAACCGGUUCCUAACGUACUCGAAACAGCCUUGGAAUCGCCUCUAUCCCAACGCCACCCCUCAAGCACUGGACCUCCUGGACCGACUAUUGGCCUUCAAUCCUGCCUCUCGAAUCUCCGUCGAGGAUGCCCUAAAGCAUCCUUAUCUGCGGUCUUUCUACGAACCCAAUGAUGAGCCGGUGUGUGAGAAUCCUUUCGAGUACGAGGAGGAGAAGGUAGACGAGCAGCCGAUAGAGAAGUUGAAACAGAUGAUGUUCGACGAGGUUUGCAAGCUUCAUCAGCGUCAGCAGCUACAGGCGACGAGAGCACAGCAGUCCGCGUAG
Messenger RNA from Echinococcus granulosus, 1074 nucleotides. RefSeq names its product Mitogen-activated protein kinase. Gene Ontology annotation, cellular component: cytoplasm; nucleus. Bases 1 to 1074 code for a protein of 357 amino acids. Lineage: Eukaryota; Metazoa; Platyhelminthes; Cestoda; Cyclophyllidea; Taeniidae. The transcript is spliced from 10 exons. The record is from RefSeq and is a predicted model, not a curated record. Gene Ontology annotation, molecular function: MAP kinase activity; ATP binding. Gene Ontology annotation, biological process: intracellular signal transduction; protein phosphorylation.